Rhinocladiella mackenziei CBS 650.93 is the source of this 1146-nucleotide messenger RNA. RefSeq lists its product as uncharacterized. The transcript is spliced from 3 exons. Lineage: Eukaryota; Fungi; Ascomycota; Eurotiomycetes; Chaetothyriales; Herpotrichiellaceae. The record is from RefSeq and is a predicted model, not a curated record. Gene Ontology annotation, molecular function: metallodipeptidase activity. Bases 1 to 1146 code for a protein of 381 amino acids. Gene Ontology annotation, biological process: proteolysis.
AUGACCUCGCCGAGCAAAUACGCGCUGAAUUCAAUAGUCAAAUCUAUUCCCCAGAUUUUCGAUCCAAGUUUGAGCGGGGGGGGUAUGCCGGGUCAUCUCGAUCUCCCGCGCCUGAAGAAGGGAAAGCAAGGAGGUUUCUUUUGGAGUGCCUGGGUCGACUGUCCAGCUGACAAAUUUGAUUUUUCGAACGAAAAUUAUGCUCCUGUUGUCGUCAAAUCCUUUGCGCAAAUCGACGUUAUUCAUCGUCUACACGCAGCCCAUCCAGACAUAUUCUCUCCAACAACAUUGGACAGUACGUCUGCUCUGAAAGCCUUCCGGCGCCAGGGAAAACUCAUAUCGCCAAUUGGAGUCGAAGGACUCCAUAUGGCCGGUCGUAACGUGUCAAAUUUACGCCUUUUCUAUUCACUCGGUGCCAGAUAUACGACUUUGACAUGGAAUUGCCACAAUGCCUUCGCCGAUGCCGCCCAAGUCACAGUGCUGGAAGACUCACUCAAUGCAGACGCAGCCAAACCAGCUAAGCCACAUUGGGGAGGACUGAGUCUCCUAGGAACACAAUUGAUGCGCGAAAUGAACCGCAUCGGUAUGAUGAUUGACCUCUCCCACACGCAUCCGGCAACCAUGCACGACGUCCUCGCUGGCAACGAAACAAAAUCGUACCCAGGCAGCCUUGCGCCAGUAAUUUUCUCCCACUCUUCCGUCUACGCCCUCUGUCCACACCCACGCAAUGUUCCCGAUCAUAUCUUGCCUCUCGUCAAACAAACCAACUCCGUCAUCAUGGUCACUUUCGUGCCUAAUUUCAUCUCAUGCAUCAACUCCGCCGAUCCCGAAAACAAUUUACCAACGUUUUACCCUCCCAAUUCGACCCUGGAUUUCGUCGCAGAUCACAUUAUGUACAUUGGUGAGAAGAUCGGAUACGGACACGUCGGAAUUGGGAGUGAUUUCGACGGCAUCCAGAGUACACCGAGGGGAUUGGAGGAUGUGAGUAAGUUUCCAGACCUAGUAAAGGAGUUGUUGAGAAGAGGACUCCGCGAUGAGCAAGUCGAAGGGAUUGUGGGAGGGCACGUACUGAGAGUUUGGAAAAGGGUUGAAGAAGUCAGUCGCAAGAUGCAAUCGCAAGGGGAAGUACCAAUGGAAGAUGAGAUUUGA